Molecule: messenger RNA, 2364 nt
Organism: Nothoprocta perdicaria
Lineage: Eukaryota; Metazoa; Chordata; Aves; Tinamiformes; Tinamidae
Gene: SLC44A2
Product: solute carrier family 44 member 2
Exons: 22
Coding region: 76-2199 (707 amino acids)
Biological process (GO): transmembrane transport; choline transport
Cellular component (GO): membrane
Molecular function (GO): choline transmembrane transporter activity
Source: RefSeq, a predicted model, not a curated record
UGAGCCAGCUCUGGCCGCACACUCCCACUCUCGCUCCGGUGCCGCUCCGGUGGCGGCGGCCCCGCUCCCGCYGGCAUGGCCAAGGACUCGGAGCGUUACUACGGCAAGCACGGGACGCCGCACAAAUAUGACCCAACUUUCAAAGGUCCCAUUUACGAUCGGGGCUGCACGGACAUUGUCUGCUGCGUCUUGCUGGUGGUUGCCAUCGUGGGCUACGUGGCCGUGGGCAUUGUGGCAUGGACGCAUGGAGACCCCCGGAAGGUGAUUUACCCCACGGACAGCCGGGGCCAGUUCUGUGGCCAGCAGGGAACUCCCAACGCGAACAAGCCUUUCCUCUUCUACUUCGACAUUGUCAAGUGCGCCAGCCCGCUGGUGCUGCUGGAAUUCCAGUGUCCGACCACACAGAUCUGUGUGAACCGCUGCCCGGAUCGGUUCCUCACCCUGCUGAGCGCCUAUAGCUCCAGCGACAUGGAAUAUUACCGGCAGUUCUGCGUGCCGGGAUUCGACAACCCACUCAAGAGACCCAUCGAGGUGCUGAAGAACAAGGAGUGUCCGGCCAUGCUCAUUCCCAGCACGCCACUGGCUCGCCGGUGCCUCCCCGCCGUGCAGGCCAAGAAGGGAGUCAUCAUGGUGGGCAACGAGACGACCUACGACGAUGGCAAAGGACAACGCCGGAAUGUCACAGAGCUGCUGGAAGGGGCCAAGAAAGCCAACGUGGUCCUGGAAGCGAGGCAGCUGGCCAUGAAGAUCUUUGAGGACUACACGGUCUCCUGGUACUGGAUAAUCAUAGGCCUGGUGAUCGCCAUGCUGGCCAGCCUGCUCUUCAUCGUGCUGCUGCGCUACCUGGCCGGCAUCAUGGUCUGGGUGAUGAUAGUCCUGGUGAUCCUGGUGCUGGCCUACGGGAUCUUCCACUGCUACCUGGAAUAUGCCAAGCUGAAGGGAGAGGCCGGCUCCGACGUCUCCCUGAAGGAYCUGGGCUUCCAGACGGAUCUCCGUGUCUACCUGCACCUGCGGCAGACCUGGCUGGCCUUCAUGAUCAUCCUGUGCGUSGUGGAAGUGGUGAUCGUGCUGCUGCUCAUCUUCCUCCGCAAGCGCAUCCUCAUCGCCAUUGCGCUCAUCAAGGAGGCCAGCAGGGCCAUCGGUCACAUCAUGACAUCCCUGCUCUUCCCUCUCUGCACCUUCUUCCUGCUGUGCCUCUGCAUCGCAUACUGGGCCAGCACCGCCGUUUUCCUGGCCACCUCCAACGAGGCUGUCUACAAGGUGUUCAACGAGACAGCGUGCCAGUAUUCCGGGCAGACCUGCAUGCCCGAGACGUUCAACACGAGCAACGUGACCAAGGCGUGCCCGGACGCCCAGUGCCUCUUCGCGUUCUACGGCGGUGAGAGCGCCUACCACAAGUACCUCAUCGCCCUCCAGUUCUUCAACAUCUUCAUGUUCUUCUGGCUGGCCAACUUCGUGAUCGCGCUGGGCCAGGUGACGCUCGCCGGCGCCUUCGCCUCCUACUACUGGGCCUUCAAGAAGCCCGACGACAUCCCGGCGUUCCCGCUCUUCUCUGCUUUCGGACGGGCGCUCAGGUACCACACUGGCUCGCUGGCCUUCGGAUCCCUCAUCCUCGCCAUCGUCCAAGUCAUCCGGGUCACGCUGGAGUAUCUGGACCACCGGCUGAAAGCCGCAGACAACAAGGUCGCCAAGUUCCUCCUGGGCUGUCUCAAGUGCUGCUUCUGGUGCCUGGAGAAAUUCAUCAAGUUCCUCAACAGAAACGCAUACAUCAUGAUCGCCGUCUACGGCACCAACUUCUGCGCGUCCGCCCGGAACGCCUUCUUCCUGCUCAUGCGCAACAUCAUCAGGGUGGCUGUUCUGGAUAAAGUCACCGAUUUCCUCUUCUUCCUGGGCAAACUGCUCAUCGUGGGCAGCGUUGGGGUCCUGGCCUUCUUCUUCUUCACCCAGCGAAUCAAGCUGGUCCAGGACACAGCCCCAUCCCUCAACUACUACUGGGUGCCAAUUCUGACGGUUAUCGUGGGCUCCUAUCUCAUCGCGCACGGUUUCUUCAGCGUCUACGGCAUGUGCGUGGACACGCUCUUCCUCUGCUUCUUGGAAGACCUGGAGCGCCACGACGGCUCCACGGAAAAGCCUUACUUCAUGUCGCCAGGCCUGCAAAAGCUGCUAAAGAAAAGAAACAAAGGUCACCCGGAUGCAUAGCCCCUUCCCGGCCUCCCCUUCCCGCUCCCGGAGAGGAGCCGCCGGGAUCGCGUGCAGCACUAAGCGCCCUUUGUCCGGGGUGGAAAUGUUGGGAAUGAAUGGCCAACAAAACCACAGUCCCCGUCACCUGUUUUCAUUYGUAGCAGCCCCACGAGGCAGUGGAGA